CAAUCAGCUCGCAGCACUUUUGCGACGCGACUUCGUGCCGUGCGCGUUGUCAGAGCUGGCAUUCGUGCUACUGACAGCCACGCGCUGCGAAACCGAAGUUCUCCGUGCGCCUGCGCCGCGCUCCCGACAAACACAAAGACUUGCAAGGCUGCCAAAGCGCUGCAGACGCGCGUGGCCUCAUCGCUGCAAGCAAGGCAUAAAAAAAGCCAUGCUCGACGCCGCGACCUGCGAAGCCGCUCUGGCAACCUCGCCCCACGUCACCGAUCACAAAGCCGCGUGCGCCGACCUCGUCACAGCACUUGCAAGGAGACGGCUCUCCGAGGACCACGCGUUCGCGACGUUCGACGACGUGCAGGACUACGUCGACCUAGCGUGCGUUAUUGUGAUUGUGGCCUGCGCCGCAUUAGCUGCGGGUUUAACGAUGGGCGUCACUUCUCUAGAGUCCUCGGAACUCCGAGUGAUAGUAAGGACCGGCACCGCAACCGAAAAGAGCCAAGCCUCGAAACUCCUACCGCUGGUGGAGAGGAGGCCGCAUCACCAAGUACUAGUAACCCUGUUAUUAUGCAACUCGCUCGCCAACGAGGCUUUACCUAUAUUUGUAGACAAACUAGCGCCGACGUGGGCCGCCGUGCUCUUCUCCGUCGUCUUCGUGCUAGUUUUUGGGGAAAUAUUACCGUCGGCCAUCUUCACGGGUCCCUCGCAGCUGCGGAUGGCCGCUCUCUGCGCGCCCCUCGUGAAAUGCGUCCUGGCGGUGUUCUCUCCAAUAACCUACCCUAUUAGCUUGUUACUCGACCACUACCUGCCCGAGGAAGACGACUGCGAAGAACCAGAUGAGAUCGUGGCGCGGGUCGAAGUGGAACGGGAGCUGGCGCAGCUGCGGGGACGGCCGGCGCCCUUCACGGCGGACGAGUCGAACUUGGUGCGAGGAGUGAUGGCUCUACGGAGAACGACCGUCGCGGACGUCUACGUUCCUCUCAAGAGGGUCGCUACCGUCUCAGCAAGUGCGCCGUUGACGCUAGAAACGCUGCAAGCUCUGAGGGAUGCCGGGCAUAGUAGGAUACCUCUCAGGUGGUCGCAGACGCCCGGAGACUGGCGCGAUUUCAUACUCGUGAAGGAGCUCGUCGGGUGCCGACCUGUGCAUACAUAAAAAUUUCGCGGCGCGUUCUUGAAUCGUCGCGUAUGACCUCCACGCCGACGCGACGCCUGCUCGAUAGCGUGGCGAUGCCGGUUCGUCACCGCUCGACGGUCCCCUUGACUCACUGGUUGAUUCCACACAGGUGCCAACCAGACCAGACCAUCACGCUGUCCGGGACGGGCCGAGCUCUAAGAACCCCGCAUUGGGUCUCCCUCGACCAGUCACUACCGGAGGUUUUAGACCUCUUCCAGCAGGGCCAAAGUCACGUCGCGUUCGUGUCGAUGAACCCGCAACGCUCAGCGAGUUGUAGAGUCCACGACCGCGAAACGCUGGCCGUAGGAAUCGUCACUCUGGAGGACGUCGUCGAGGAAUUGAUCACCGAAGAGAUUUACGACGAGGACGACCGGAGGAUCGCCAAAAGGGUCGUCGGCAAUUUCAUCCUCCGAAAAUGGUUCGGGCGGUCGGCGGUCCUGCAGCGGGCGACGCUGUCUGGUCGGCGGGCGUCGCUCGAACGAGGUUCGGUGUCGCCGCCGUCUCGUAGAGGUUCGGUGCGCGGGAGAUUACGGGCGUCGUCGGCGCAUGAGGCCUCGGUGGCUUCUACGGUUGGUCGUGCUUUACGUCGGUUGGGGUCUCAAUCGUCGACGGCGGGCGAGCGGACAAGGCUCGUGGUGGAUGAAGGCGCGGACGUCGUGUGAGUUUAUAUGCUAAGUAUUUGUAAUUAA
Pelagomonas calceolata is the source of this 1857-nucleotide messenger RNA. The record is from the annotation of a GenBank genome assembly. NCBI's taxonomy places the organism in Eukaryota, Pelagophyceae, Pelagomonadales, Pelagomonadaceae.